AUGGAGCUGCUGGACCUACCGCCAGAGGUCUUCCAGAAAAUCGUCCACGACCUUGUGCGCGAGGCGGAGCCAUCCGGAACCUUCGCUGCGGAGAUCGAAUACGAUAUCUUUGCCAAGCAAAGCAAGCAGGUCUUCGAAGGAAGAAAGAAUCAUAAGAUCCUCCGGCAGAAGAUCUGGCUAUAUCUCUUCUACCAGACCAAGUUUCGUAACACUAAGCACGCGCUCUGCAACGCUAUCAACAAUAUGAUCGCCUCUUUUCAGGAUGAGCUGGGAAUUACUACAGAGGCUGGCCUCUUUAGCCUUCGUGAGAAGUUUUGCAAGGCGGUCGCCGUAACUAUGGACAGACGACACUCAGCAAAGUACCAGGGAGAGACCUUGGCCAGUAUCUUGGGUAUCGGAAGCAAGUCGUUUUGGGAUGCAGACGAGAUGACCAAGGCUCGAGAGAGCACAGCAGACCACUACCAGAGCAAGCUAGGAGCGGCAUCCGCUGUCGGAAAUAUUAAGAUGGUCAAGGAAUUAUUAUUGGACAACCGGCCCACUACUUCAGAAUGCUUCAUGGACAACUCCAUCUUCGGAAACCCCAUACACAACGCGGUGGCUCUGGAGAAUAUUGAGAUGCUCACUGCCAUCUCAGAGUCUCUUAAGGCUAUCCCUCGAACUGAAUUUCACUCUACCGGUGAUCUAGGUUCUUAUCUGUCGAUGUAUUUCACCCGCAACCUUCAAGAAGCCGUUGAUGCCAGGAGGUUGGAUAUGGUGCAGAUACUGUUCGACAUGCACCAUGCAAGGCUUAGGAUUCAUCCCCGCGUUUUCACCCGCUGGGUGAAAAUCGCUCUGGAGUCCGGUAUGGAUGAGGUACUCGACAUGGUCUUCGGUGUGAGGUUUCCUCUGCAUCAGGAGAUGAAGAUAGAGAAACAGUUGUUCCAGCUGGCUUGCAAGCUUUCUAACACAAAUGCGAUCGCAAAGCUCAUCGGACAUCCUGCUAUGGGACCCAACCACGUCUGGCGAACUUCAACCCCCCUUCUUGUCGCAGUGAAAGAAGGCUGUCCUGAAGUUGUGAAAACUGUUCUAAACAGCGGAGCUACAGUCAAUGGCGUCUAUGUCACAAAGAAUCGGCCCUCUGGAUAUAUGCAAGAGCAUGUCAAGCCCAUCGAAGUCGCCAUGAAGCGAGGCGAUACCGACGUCAUUCAAGUUUUGCUCGAUAGUGGAGCUCAGCUUAGAAACUUGGUUGUUGCGAGCAGGAAGAAGGCUGUCUACAACCUGCUUCGAAAGGCAAAGAUGGAAGCGACUAGAUCCCCUGUUCCAACCUACGCGGAGAAAUAUCCCAAACGCAAGAAGUCGACUGCAACAUAG
This is a messenger RNA of Didymosphaeria variabile, 1350 nucleotides long. RefSeq lists its product as uncharacterized. Gene Ontology annotation, molecular function: protein binding. The transcript has 2 exons. The record is from RefSeq and is a predicted model, not a curated record. Bases 1 to 1350 code for a protein of 449 amino acids. Lineage: Eukaryota; Fungi; Ascomycota; Dothideomycetes; Pleosporales; Didymosphaeriaceae.